CAGGUCGCCCUGCCUCCGCAGCCUGCAGGUGUGCCCUCAAGCAGGCCACUGCUGCCUGGCCAUGGAGCCCACUGCUUCCCUCUUCCUCCUGCUGCUGCUGGUGUUGGCUUCGCCCGCCAGUGCCCAGCGCCGCAAGAAGCCCCCCGCCCGGGAGAACCCCAUUGACAAGGUCCGAGUCCAGGCAAACUUCAACUCUGGCCAGUUUGUGGGGAAAUGGUUCCUGGUUGGGGUGGCAUCUCGAUGCAACUACCUGAGUGAGAACAGCAACCAGCUCGAAGCCACGAAUGUGGUCGUGUCUGUGCCCAGCACACCAACAGUCCUGAAAGCCUUGCUGGUGGACACCUUCCGCCCGCUGCCGCGGCAAGCCGGUGGACGUCGUGGUGGGAGAAACAGACUACAGCAGCUAUGCCAUCGUGUACUAUCAGAAGGACCGGAAGAUCUCGGCAAAGCUUUACGGGCUGCUGUGAGUAUCCAGUCAUGGAGGAGGCUUCUCGUUGCAUCUCUGUGUGAAUCCCUGGAAGGACGAACCAUCCGGGUCAGCCAGGCCAUCAUGGGAACAUUUGAGCGGCAUGUGGCAGCCAUUGGCAUGAACGAGGACGUUACCUUUUACUUCCCUGUCUAUGGGUUUUGUGACUCUGCUGACGAGUUUCACUUGUUGGAUGAGACCAAGUACACAGGGAAACGGUGAAGUCCAAGGAGAUGGACAACGGCCUACACAGGGCCACGUGGGGAGGAGCAGUCCCUGUUGGAUCCGGCCCUGCCCUAACAGGGGACAGUGGUGCAGACCUAAGGAAUAAAGUGAAUCCAAGGAAAACAGUUUUAAUGCAUUCAAAAAAAGAAAGCGUGGCUUGUGCUGCCAGGCUUUAAGGUGUAGAUUUUCAGUAUCUAAGGCCUUCCCUAAAAGCCACGCCGGCUAGGGGUGAUGGAAGUUUUAAAGCUAUCCACCAAUCUGGAUGGCUUUAAAAGGGGGUUGGAUAAAUUCCUGGAGGAGGCAAAGGCUAUCAAGGGCUACUAGCCCUGAUGGCUGUGUGCUACCUCCAGUAUCCGAGGCAGUAAGGCUGUGCGCACCAGUUGCUGGGGAACAUGGGUGGGAGGGUGCUGUUGCACUCAUGUCCUGCCUUGUUGGUCCCUGGCCGAUGGCUGGUUGGCCCCUGUGUGAACAGAGUGCUGGACAAGAUGAACUCUUGGUCUGAUCCAGCCUCAGGGCUCUUCUUACGUUCUUAUGUUCUUAGUCCAACACAUCUGGAGGACACCAGGUUGGGAAAGGGUGGUGUAGACAGGCUGGAUUUUAUCCGAACCUGGCAUGUUUGCAAAGCACAAGAUGACUGUCACAGACUUCUUCUUCGACUCAGGAGCUCAAAUCUUGCGUGGUGCUGAAACUGAGCUUGCAACACCAUUGCUGUGGCCGCAUCAGAGGAAAGGACCUGAGCUGUGUUACGAAGUGUGAGUCAGCUGGCAGAGGGCCGGAGGCCAGCUGCAAAUGUCUGGCUGAUCGGCUCGCGAAAUGCAGUGCUUUGGCUUUUGAUUUGGCCAAUGGGUUCGCAAGACGCAUCAUGCAAUGGCAGCUGGUUAUGAAAAGCGCGUUGCUCAGGAGACGUUGCAGGUGAAAUGGAAGGAAAUGUGGGCUAAGUCGAGAGGUGAAAGGACCCCCGCCACCCCGGUUGCAGUUGGGAAACUGGCAGGAUCUACACGACUGCUUUGAAACAGUUUAUAGCCUUAGUGACAACGGUUGGGGCCCGGGACACAGAGCUCCACAGGCGGUUUUCAAACGGUUUUCAAAGGGUCACAUCCUGCUUGGUGUAGAUCUGGCCUGAGUCUCCAAAUGCCCGCAGUGAUGCAGAACGGCCACCUGACGGUAUCCAGCGUUCCCCUUUCCAAACACAGCUACAUUUUCCGCUGGCCUGAUUUGCCCAGGUCACGUGCUCCCCUGGUACAGCCUUCUCCAACCUGGCACAUUCCAGAUGUGUUGGACUACAAGUCCCAUUACCCCCCACGUGCAGAGCUUCCGAGGUGCUGCAUGGGUGGUGACCGCUUGCGUGAGGCCGAAGGGAGCGUUCUCUCGGCAGCGGCGUUGCCUCUCUUGCCCCGGCUGCCAUGAGGCCAGGCGUUCCCGUCGCCCGUUGUUCUGGGGCUGGAACUUUCCACCGCACUCGGGGUUGUGCUGAGCCGGCAGCGCUGAGCCCCCCUCCCCCCCGCAGAGCGCCUGUGCUAGCAAAGUCUGCUUGAUGCUAUCAUUCCUGCUCCGCUUGUUUGCACGUGUUGUUUACCCACAAAAACCUCAUGCUGUGCGCUGUGUGCCUCCAGGCUGCAGAGCCAGGAUGUGUCCAGAACCAAAAUCCCGCUUCAUCUGUUGAAUUUUGCAUUGAGGUCUCCACUGCCACCAUCUCUGAGCGGACUGACAGGCGGCCAUUCAGAGGUUUUCUCCUGGCCUGGGUCUAAAGUAGCAAAGGGAAAAUUCCUGUUCUUAAACAUUUCUGCCUAUCAGGCUGCUGUUAAAGGGACAGGACCUGAAAAAAAGCAGUGUGGCUGGCAGAAAUACGACAGGUGUAGCUUCUAGUGGAAUGGAGUAAUGCCCAAGGGAAGGCCUGUUUGGUUUUGUUCUGACUUCUCUUUGUGCGGUUUUUGAAGGUGCCUAUCAGAAGAGAAAAGGUGGCAACUUUAUUAGCAAUAGAGAGCAGUUUCCCCCUCUUUUAUGUAAGUGAGGGUGCAAUCCUAGGCAUGUUUAAACAGAAAAAAGCCCUACAAUUCCAUGGCUGGGGCAUGCUGGGAGUUUUAGGACUUUUUCCUAUCAAAACAUGCCUCGGAUUGUGCCCUGAAGGGCUGAGUCUAUAUGCCUUCCUUCCUAUUGCCAAAUGGGGAUGCCAGUGGGCAUAUCUUCUGCCCUAUAUGUAGCCGGGGGAAUUGGUGUGUGCGUGUGUGUGCGCUUUCGCCCUCGUAGUAGUGCAGUGUUGGGGCAAUGCGCAUUCGCUGAGCUUUGCUCCACUUUUCUCCGCUCUGACUCGGUUGCCUUCUUUGUGAGGGUGGGGGGAGGCUGCCGUUGGAGUUGUGGAAUGUGACACACACACCCCGUCACUCUGCACUGCAGCCGUGGGUGGGGGGCAGCAGUGAAAAGGAAAGCUGUUCCCUUACGCAAACAACUCUUACAUAACUUUAUUUUGGCAAGGCUGAACAAAGCUCUUGGAGUGAGUGUGUGUGUGUGUGUGUUUGGUGGUGGGGUGGGUGUGAGAUCAGUUGACAAGGGGGGUGAGGGAAAUUGCAGAACGGCUCCUGCUGAGAGUUCAACGCUUCUUACACAAUCCUAGUCUAGCCUUGGCUUUCAAAAAUUGUGCACUUGUGACAAUUUUACACUCCCCCCCCCAAACACACACACAUGAAGGCGCUCAGAGCAGUUUUUGUCUUGGGGAGGGGGAGUGUUGCUUCAUUUCGUGUCCUAAUCGAGGCUUUUGCCAGGUACACCGGGGGAGGGGGGGUCUCUUCCUAACACUCUGCCUCUCCCUGUUGCAGAAGCAGCAGCAGAGCCAUGGUGCGGCUUCUCUGGCUUCCUUCAACGUCUCCCUUCAAGACUCCCCCCUCUCCCAUUCCCGUCCACUUCCAUCGGCGCCCAUCGCAUAUUCUCCCCCAUGUGGAACGUCAGAUUGUAGGUCUCCUGGGGCAGGGAUCUCUCCCCUUGGACUUCCUAAAAGGUCACAGUGGCGCUGUACAAACCACGGUUGCAAGAGUCGUUUCAGCUCCGGUUUUGUUGGCGGCGGCGGCGAUGGACAAGACACCAACUCCAUCUGGCCAAGUGGCAGCGUGCAGAGGGAGAGCGCGCCCUUGCACCGACUUCCUUUGGCACUUGUGCAAAGCAGGGGCGGUGGACUCCAAGGCCUCUUUCCAGUCAUGGGGUGGGGUGGGGCGGUCCCAGCCAGACCCCAAACUCAUCAGCCCCUCGGGCUCCGAUAGGAACAUAAGAACAGAAGAAGUGCCGUGCUGAUGAAGAUGCAAUUGCAAAUAGAAUGGUCAUAAAAGCCUUUUAAUUUGAUCUCAUAAUGAAAAUUGCAGCCUGCGGAUGAUGGUGCCACCACUGACAAGGCUGUGCAUCUGCGAGUUGAAUCUCCUGUAUCAGCAGACCCCAACUCUGGAGAAAACUAACCAGAGUCCCCCCAUGUCACAGAUGUCUUCACACAGUGCAGAGUCAAAUUAUGGAAUUGGCUACCACAUGAUGUAGUGAUGGCCACUAAUUUAAUCCACAUUUAGCAAAUAUCUCACAACUGUACCAGGGCUUUGACAUCUGGAGUCUUCAUGGGUUUAAGGAUCAGCAUCGAUUCUCCCACCCCCAUUCUUUUUGCUGGUUCCUUCUCAUAUAAUUCAAUUUUACUGCCAGCAGAUGACACUGCUUUAUAGUAUGUUUUCCAUUUAUUAUUGCAUUUUCAGGAUUUUCUAAAAUGAUGGGUUAUUAUUAUUUAUUGCAUUUGUAUGCCACCCCAUAGCUGAAGCUCUCUGGGUGGUUUACAUAAGAUUAAGACACCUAAAAACAAUAUACAAAAAUUAAAAAUCACAAAAACAUACAAUAUACACAUACAUUUAAAACCGCUAUAACAACUUAAAAACAAACAAACUAUGAGCCUAAAAAAACCAGACCCAGGCUCAUCACAUAUUGCUAAAUGCCUGGGAGAAAAGUCUUGACCUGGCACCAAAAAGAUAACAAUGUUGGUGUUGGGCGGGCCUCAUCAGGGAGAUUGUUCCAAAGUUGGGGGGCCACCACAGUGAAGGUCGUCUCCCUUGUUGCCAUCCUCUGAGCGUCCCUUGGAGUAGGCACCCGGAGAAGGACCUUAGAUGUUGAGCGCAGUGUAUGGGUUCAUGUCGGGAGAGGCGUUCCAUCAGGUAUUGUGGUCCCAAGCCAUGUGAGGCUUUAUAGGUUAAAACUAGCACCUUGAAUCGGGCUUGGAAACAUACAGGCAGCCAAUGCAAGUGGGCCAGAAUGGGUCUUAUAUGGGCUCCCACUUGGAAACAGUCUGAGAGGCAUUGGAGGUUGAUGCCGUCAUGAAAAGUACCCGCAAACUUCCCCGAGUGACCAAUCAUGAGUGUGCAAUAAAUUGGUUGUGUGGAGAAGCUCUUCACUUUCAAAACAAAUUCCCAGAGAUAGACUAUCAAUAGUUACUAGUCCUGAUGGCUAUAGAUUAGAUAUAUACACAGAGGAGUCUCUCAGUCUUGCUUCAGUUCUUCCCUAUCAAAGGACAACACCAUAUUCCCUCGGCUACUUAUAGCCAAGAUUGUGGGUUCGGCAAUGUAUGGGUCUCAGUUGCACAAUGCAGAUAAGGCGUCCUUUGAAGUCCUUCAAAUCAAAUUCCGGGGAAUUACCUUUGCAGUCCCUGUGUCUGGACGCAGGCCUAAUUUCUAUGGAGGCUUGAGCAUGGAUUUGUUUGAUAAAUCUUUGGCUUAAACUGUCCCCCCCACCCCCUAUAGGAUUGGGACCAUUGACCCUAACAGUCAACAUGGAGAAAGCUGUUGAUGGAGAAAUUACUGACAUACAGUUUGACAGCUAGCAGAACAAGCAAGGCAUGAGUGCAAAAGCAACCUCCCACCCAUAUUCUCCAGCAACUGGUGUAUACAGGCUUGCUGCCUCUGAUACUGGAGGUAGCACAGAGCCAUCAGGGCUAGUAGCCAUGGAUAGCCUUCUCCAGGAAUUUAUCCAACCCCCUUUUAGAAUCAGAGAAUCAGAGAAUAGCAGAGUUGGAAGGGGCCUACAAGGCCAUCGAGUCCAGCCCCCUGCUCAAUGCAGGAAUCCACCCUAAAGCAUCCCUGACAGAUGGUUGUCCAGCUGCCUCUUGAAUGCCUCUAGCGUGGGGGAGCCCACAACCUCACCAGGCAACUGAUUCCAUUGUCGUACUGCUCUAACAGUCAGGAAGUUUUUCCUGAUGUCCAGCUGGAAUCUGGUGGCCAUCACUACAUCCUGUGGAGGUGAAAUCCAUGGCUGAGGUCUGUAUUGUGUGAAGAAGUCCUUCCUUUUCUCUGGGCUGAAUCUCCCACCAAUCAGCUUCAUGGGAUGAGCCCAUUGGGUUCCAGUAUAAGCAGAGGCAGCGUGUCUAUGGGCACGAGUUGCUGAGGAACGUGGGUAGGCAAAAGCUGCUGCGCUCAUGUCCUGCUUGUGGGUUUCCCAUGGGGGCAGCUGGUUGGCUGCAGCAUCUGGGCCCUCCGACGGCCCAGAGAUGACCUGCGCGUGCUGAUCCUCACCGCAGAGAUGUCUGGAUCACAAGGUACAUGUGGUGGGCUGUUCCCUUCACGGCUAGCCCAGCACUGUGAGGAGGGAGGACGGGGAGGCCACACCUGUGGGUGAUUUUUCUUAUGCUUUUCGACAUUUACAGGGACACGUCACCCAUCUGCCCCAACCACCAAGAAAACAUUGGCGAAUCUCAUAGCUCAGUUCUACCCAACCCCGGGCUCUCAAGAUGCAUUGGAAUGCAACUCCAUGCUGGAAUGGGCUACUAACUGAAUAUCUGAACCAACAGGGCUCUUCUGAUGUUCUUUGCCACGCUAGGUAAACAGAACCUUCAAGGAUAGAUGCAGUCUAUCUCAGACUGCUGUACUAUGGGCACGAAGUGUGCUUUUGGAGCCCAGGGGCUGGCCUAGGUGGGCCGUUUGCUCUGAUCCAGCAGGGCAGCUCCUAUGUUCUCACCUAAUCACCGCGAGGCUGAUUCUUGCCCUUGCAGCAGUACGUUCCUUUCUAGCAAGGGCCGCGAGCCACAAAACUGCGGUAAGCUCCUGGCAUGUGGCGAGGGAUUACGCCAGGAAAGGCCAGGGGAUCACCUGGAGCUUCUCAAAUGUGGACUUUGUUUUGUUUGCUUAUAGCAGGGUGAUCUGCUGAAAGGG
Elgaria multicarinata webbii is the source of this 6849-nucleotide messenger RNA. It is a transcript of the gene C8G, whose product is annotated as complement C8 gamma chain. The coding region runs from base 62 to 688 and encodes 208 amino acids. The transcript is spliced from 7 exons. Gene Ontology annotation, molecular function: complement binding. The record is from RefSeq and is a predicted model, not a curated record. Gene Ontology annotation, cellular component: membrane attack complex; extracellular exosome; blood microparticle. Gene Ontology annotation, biological process: complement activation. NCBI's taxonomy places the organism in Eukaryota, Metazoa, Chordata, Lepidosauria, Squamata, Anguidae.